GCAGCGGCGACGAAAGCCGGCUCUCUACUGGUACGGCACUUUGUGUCAUAGCGAAGCAGCAGCCUGCUGGAGUCACUUCAAAGGUUCUGAGCUGGAUCCUCCGGAGCCCCCUGGUCACAGCGUACGACUGUGCGUAAAAAUGGAGCUGUCGGCGUGCACGCAGCACACUUCUUUACACACGCACAGAGAAACUUGCUUUAAGUGAAGACUGCAGCGUGCAUGGCGGCUUCUUCGCAAAGUGAUGAUGUGAAGUAACACAAUGUGGACCUGAAGCGAGCGAGUCAGUCGAUUGCGCUGAGAAGGAUGCUGAGCGAAGAUGCAGGAGGACAUUUAAGAGAAGCUUACACAUUCCAUAACUCGCCUUGGGCUCUAAAAGUGUGAGCAGGACCACCAUGGAGAAUCUCAGUGAGCUCCAGAAUCCUCUUCUGGACAAAAGCAGCAGACAUGUAGUGCAGAGUUACCAUGGCGACUACCCAAGCCAGCGGUACCAUAAAGACAGCCUUGUGAGCUACUACUACAGCGGGACCAAUGACGAACACAAAUCUCAGCAGUUCCUGGAUGCCACCUCACUUCAUCUUGCAGUGGAAGCUUUCUACAAACCAAACUUGAUCUCGUGUAAGGACAACGUCAGCCUCCACAGCAAAGACUCCAAGAGCGAGAGCUUUGAGACCACCUUCACAGAGAACAAGGACGCAAUGUUGGGUGAGGACUCCAUGGAGAACCACAGUGUGGACAGCGCACAAAGACAGAAGGAUGUGAAGAUUCAGACGGUGUCAUAUGAAGUGGAAGACGAGCAGGUUCCUGAGUAUGAGAGUGACAGCUCAAGCGAAAGCGAGAGUGAGGACAACUUCUUGGUGCUUCCACCUCGAGAUUACCUGGGCCUCGCCAUCUUCUCCAUGCUCUGCUGCUUCUGGCCUUUGGGCAUUGUUGCCUUCUACUAUUCUCACAAGACUGGCAAGGCCGUCGCUAAGGGAGAUUUUUCCAGAGCAGGAAUGAGCUCCAGGAGAGCCCUUUUCCUAGCUGCUCUGUCCAUUACCAUCGGCACAGGGAUGUAUGUGGGGGUGGUGGUUGCCCUCAUAGCCUACCUGUCCAAACCUGGACAUGUAUAGCACUUCUACAGAGGGACACAUGGCAGGAGGAUGAGGGGGAUGGACUUCAUCACGCCUGAAGCCUGCUGGAUGUCAAUGAAUGGAGAGAAUAAACAACCAAGAAGAGAAAAAGAAUCAAACACGAGGACUUACUCACUGGGAUGAAACUGCCCUCAAAGAAGAAAAGCCUCCUUAUUCAUUCAUUCGUGUUAGACCACCUGGCUUCUUGUAUACCUUGUCAAUACAAUUACACUGUCCGUGUUCAAAAAAACAAAAUGAGUUUCCAUGACUUCAAAAAUACACAAACUAGAUGUCACUGUGUACACAAAACUGCUAAGCAGUGCUCGAUGGGAAUAUUUAUCUUUAUUCUGUACUUCAAAUGGAAUAAAUAAAGACAUUUGGCAUGGA
This is a messenger RNA of Dunckerocampus dactyliophorus (ringed pipefish), 1496 nucleotides long. RefSeq names its product synapse differentiation-inducing gene protein 1-like. The transcript is spliced from 4 exons. The record is from RefSeq and is a predicted model, not a curated record. Bases 393 to 1109 code for a protein of 238 amino acids. Gene Ontology annotation, cellular component: membrane; intracellular membrane-bounded organelle. Lineage: Eukaryota; Metazoa; Chordata; Actinopteri; Syngnathiformes; Syngnathidae.